Molecule: messenger RNA, 4017 nt
Organism: Raphanus sativus (radish)
Lineage: Eukaryota; Viridiplantae; Streptophyta; Magnoliopsida; Brassicales; Brassicaceae
Product: ATP-dependent RNA helicase DEAH13-like
Exons: 6
Coding region: 166-3933 (1255 amino acids)
Biological process (GO): maturation of SSU-rRNA from tricistronic rRNA transcript (SSU-rRNA, 5.8S rRNA, LSU-rRNA)
Cellular component (GO): intracellular anatomical structure; nucleolus
Molecular function (GO): RNA binding
Source: RefSeq, a predicted model, not a curated record
CCAAAACAAAAGAAAGGGUUAAAUUGAAUCUUAACUAUUCAUCAUCGCCGCAGCUCUCUUCCUUGAAUUUCUCGAAUCCCAAAACCUAACGCCAGCUGUUUCCGGGGACGGCGAGUGAGAUAAAACCCUAAUCUUAUUACUCCGGCGUCAAAACAAGUUUAAAGCAUGAAGGGAGGCGAUUGCAAUUUAGAUAUAAUGCCUCCAAGGACGAAGAAGAAUAAUAAUAAACAGAUGAGUGAUAAGCUCAACUUAAAGAAGACAGCUUUGAGCAAAUCACAGAAACGGAAGCUGAAGAAACUUGAGGAAGAGAAAGAGAGAGAGCUCCUCUCUGCUAAAACUUCCCACUUGUUAGACAAGUAUAAAAUAUCUGAGGAUGUGUCUUUGCUUUUACAAUCUUCUAAAGCUAUCGGAAGAUCUGAUACCAAGCUGGAGAAACGUAGGAGACCAAUGCAGCUAUCUAAAGCGGGUGUCUUGUCUGAUGAGCCUGCCAAGGAAAAUGACGACGACGACUCUGAUUCUUUUAUGGACGAUGAGCCUACCUCACCUGAAAACCAUAUCCAAACUGAUUCUGACCAACUUAUUCAUCAUGCCAAUGAAGCCGAUCCCAAAGUGAUGAUGAUGAUCUCUUCUGCUGAAGAGGAGGUCCGUGAAGAAGAUGAUGAAACUAAGAUCCGUGAGGAAGAUGAAGCUAUGUAUAUGAAUCUACAGACAACACGUCGUCGUGAUGAUGAAGGCUUACAAAGAAUGGAUGAGAGUGAAGAUGUAACUGUAAAAGGACCUGCGUUUGUGGUUCAUGUUUCAAGACCAGCUGAAGUUGAAGAGAGUAGGAAAGAUCUUCCUAUAAUUAUGAUGGAGCAGGAGAUCAUGGAGGCUAUUAAUUAUCAUCCCACCGUUAUUAUUUCUGGAAAGACCGGUUGUGGUAAAACCACUCAAGUUCCUCAGUUCCUUUAUGAAGCUGGUUUUGGUUCAAAGCAAUUCAGUUCACGAAGCGGGGUCAUAGGUAUUACACAACCACGUCGUGUGGCUGUCCUCGCCACUGCCAAGAGGGUGGCUCUUGAGCUUGGCGUUCGUCUCGGUCAAGAAGUCGGUUUCCAAGUUAGGUACGACAAAAAGAUUGGCGAGAACUCAGCUAUCAAGUUUAUGACCGAUGGGAUUUUACUCCGUGAAGUUAAGGGUGAUCUCUUACUGAGGCGUUACUCAGUGAUAAUUCUCGAUGAAGCUCAUGAAAGAAGCUUGAACACAGACAUUCUAAUUGGGAUGCUCACUCGAUCCAUCAAAAUCCGACAGGAAGAGUACAUGCGUCAACAGAAGUUUCUACAAACCGGAGGCACAAUAGCAUCAGAAGACCUCAUCUGGCCGCUUAAACUUAUAUUGAUGAGUGCAACUUUGCGAGUAGAAGAUUUUGUGUCAGGGGAUAGGUUGUUCCCUAAGCCACCUCCGGUAAUAGAGGUUCCCACUCGACAGUACGCGGUGACUAUACAUUUCUCCAAGAGGACUGACGAGGUUAAUUACAUGGGUGAAGCUUACAAGAAAGUGAUGUCGAUUCACAAAAAGUUACCACAAGGAGGGAUACUCGUGUUUGUGACGGGGCAGAGAGAAGUUGAGAAUCUAUGUGAGAAGUUACGCAAAUCUUCAAGGGAACUUGUUGUUCAAGCUGCUAGAAGAGAUGCUUCUGAGGCCAAGAAGAAACCUGAUGAUGAUGAUGAUGAUGAUGAUGAUGAUGAUGGUUCGUUUGGUGGUGUUGACAUGAAGGAGAUUGCUGAAGCGUUUGAUGAUGCCUCCAACACUCAAGAUUACAGGUUUAACUCGUUUGGAGAAGAUCCAUCUGAAACUGGUGGUAAUGUUAACGAUUUUUAUUUUGACGAUUAUGAUGAGUCUGAUGAAGAAAGCGACUGGGAAACAGUCGUUGACGACGUCGGCCUUGCGAAUUCACUUGUAGAAGAUGGGAAGAAGGUUGAUGCCCUUCGUGCAGCGUUUAAAGCUUUGGCAGACAAAAAAGGAUCUGAUUCUACUGAGCCAACAACGUCCGCUGAAGCAGAGGAGGAGAAGGAGGAGAAGAAACCAUUCACUCCAGGGAAACUACGUGUUCUUCCACUAUAUGCGAUGCUCAAUCCAGCUGCACAGCUCCGAGUGUUUGAGGAAGUUGAGGAAGGAGAAAGGCUUGUGGUUGUGGCAACUAAUGUAGCGGAAACUUCUCUGACUAUUCCGGGGAUAAAGUAUGUGGUUGAUACCGGCCGGGCCAAAGCUAAGAGCUUUGAUAUCAAGACUGGAAUGGAAGCAUAUGAGGUUGAUUGGAUUAGUCAAGCUUCAGCUAGUCAACGAGCCGGAAGAGCUGGACGAACUGGACCUGGUCACUGUUACCGUCUCUAUUCAUCAGCUGUUUUUAGCAACACAUUUGAGGAAUCAUCCCCUCCUGAAAUCACCCAAGUUCCUAUCGAUGGAGUCGUUCUUCAGUUGAAAUCUAUGAACAUUCCAAAGGUUGAAAACUUCCCGUUUCCAACACCGCCUGAGGCAUCAUCUGUUAAACAAUCAGAAAGAUGCUUAAAGGCUUUAGAGGCUCUGGACAGCAACGGGAGGAUAACACCGCUAGGGAAUUCAAUGUCUAACUAUCCCAUGAGUCCACGUCACUCGAGAAUGCUUCUCACAGUCAUCGAAAUGCUGAAAGAGGCGCGUAACUACUCCCGGGCGAAUCUCGUCCUUGGAUACGCGGUUGCAGCAGCAGCUGCGUUGAGUUUAGAGAACCCGUUGAUAAUGCAGUUUGGAGGAGAUAACAAAAACGAGCAUGAAGAUGCAGGAGUCAAGGAGGAGGAUGAUAAACAACGGAAGAAGGAUCGGAAAGAUAAGAUCAAAGCUGCUCGUGACAGAUUCUCCAACCCGAGCAGCGAUGCUUUGACCGUAGCUUACGCGCUGCAUUCCUUCGAGGUGGCGAAGAACAGCUUGGAGUUCUGCGAGUCCAACGGGUUGAAUAUGAAGACUAUGAACGAGAUGUCUAAGCUCAAAGCUGAUCUUCUGCGACUUGUUUUCAGGUCCUCUGAAACUGAAAACCUUUACGCAUGGACUCAUGGGACUGUACAAGACGUGGAGGAGUCAUGGAGAAAAGCAGCGUCGUCGAAAACCCCGCUUUUGCAGAAGGAAGAAGAGCUCUUGGGAGAAGCCAUAUGCGCUGGAUGGGCAGACCGUGUAGCUAGAAGGACUAGAUCCACAGAGUACCAAGCGUGUGCGGUUCAAGGAGAACCUGUUUACUUGCACCGCUGGUCUUCUCUAAUAAACUCUGCACCAGAGUUACUAGUCUACAGCGAGCUCCUACGAACCAACAAACCAUACAUGCACGGAGCGACGCGGGUGAAGCCGGAGUGGCUUGUUAAACACGCCAAGUCUCUGUGUGUGUUCUCCACGCCGCUCAAGGAUCCGAAGCCGUAUUACUCGAGGGAGCUGGAUAGAGUUUUCUGCUGGGUGGUUCCUAGCUUCGGCCCUCAUCUUUGGGAGCUUCCGGCUCACAGUGAGGAAGUAAGAGAUGAUACAUACAGAGCAGCGGUUUUUGGAUAUGCGUUGCUUCGAGGAGAGGUGUUGCCUUGUUUAAAAAGCGCUAGGGCGUUGAUGGCUGUGAAACCUGAGACGAUGUUGGAGAAAGAAGGUUGGGGUUUAGAGAGAGUUGGGAGUUUGGUGACAGCGUUGGAAAAGAAGAAGAUUGAUAGUUUGGAGAGUUUGAGAAAGAGAUGGGAACAGAACUCGAAUUUGCUGUACCCGGAAAUUGAAGCUUGGUUUCAGAAGAAGUCUCGUCAUCAUGUUAAAGAGCUUUGGCAGAGAAUGCUGCAGGAGGCUAAGGCUAAGGCUAACAUCAUCCCUGUUGAAACUUCUGGGGAGUUGAAGAGGUCGGUCAUCCCUUUUGAACGUUCUGGAAAGUUGAAGAGGCCAAAAGUGUGUUUUGAAUAAGAAUCAGCUAAAACAUAGAACGAUGAAAUUUAUUUGAGAAUUUGGCAUAAUUUUUGUUUAUCAUAUCUUCGUUGAUUUGCUUCA